AGAGACUAUACACCUUUCCUUCCGUGUAUCUCCUUGUUCUCAUCACAGAAAUGACUUUCAAGUUGUAUGGUAUGGCAAUGUCCACGUGCACCGCACGUGUUCUGGGCACCCUCUACGAGAUCGGCAUUGAUUUCGAGCUCGUGACCGUCGAUGUCAUUGCUGGCGAACACAAGCAGCCGUCCUACCUCGCAAAAAAUCCAUUUGGUCUAGUUCCAGCUCUAGAGGACAAUGAUUACACGUUCUUUGAAUCUCGUGCAAUCACUCGUUACAUAGCGACCAAGCACUACGGGAGAGGUACCGAUCUACUGAGGCUAGGCAACACCAAGGAGUCUGCAUUGGUUGGGGUGUGGGUGGAAGUGGAGUCUCAAAAUUUUAAUCCACCUAUCUCAGCUAUCAUUUUUCAGUUAGUCUUCACCCCCAUGUAUGGUGGGACCACAAAUGAGCAGGUGGUGGAGGAGAAUGUGGUGAAGCUCGGGACGGUGCUCGACAUCUAUGAGGAGAGGCUGUCCAAGAGCAAUUACUUAGCUGGGGAUUUCUUCACCUUAGCCGAUUUGCAUCACUUCCCAUACACUUACUACCUCAUGAAGACACCCAAAGCUCAUCUCAUUAACUCGCGCCCGCAUGUGAAAGCUUGGUGGGACAGCGUUACAUCGCGGCCCGCCAUCAAGAGAGCCACUGAAGGAAUGACCUUAAUUUAGUGAAGAUAUCAUUGGGUCCACAAAAAUGAAUAAAUGGACAGCGCGAUUGCCUAAUUUAUAAAAAUGUCUUAAGAUGUUAACUAUUAGUAGUAAUUCGAAAGGUGAAAGUGAAUUUUAAGUUGUUAUUAAGGUGAAUUUAGUUACAAACUCAUGAUAUGGGUUGGUUGAUGUUAUCUAAGAUUUUCUUGUUUGUAUAAAUUUGGAGGCUGAAUUUCUUGUUUAGCUUCAAAGCUUAUUAAUAAAAUAUGCUAGUUGUUGAA
Magnolia sinica is the source of this 958-nucleotide messenger RNA. RefSeq names its product glutathione S-transferase F13-like. The record is from RefSeq and is a predicted model, not a curated record. Gene Ontology annotation, cellular component: cytoplasm. Gene Ontology annotation, molecular function: glutathione binding; glutathione transferase activity. Lineage: Eukaryota; Viridiplantae; Streptophyta; Magnoliopsida; Magnoliales; Magnoliaceae. The transcript has 4 exons. The coding region runs from base 51 to 698 and encodes 215 amino acids.